AUGCAAGAUAAUAACGGAAUCUUAGGUGUCUCAGACGAAGAAGAUAGCGCUAAAUGGGCAGCUUCGCAAAUAAAAAUGAUACCAGCUAAGUUAAACCGCAACGAGAAAGAAUCCAAAGCAGUCCAGGGAAACAAAAGUAUCGAAAAUGAUAUAGGCUUAAAAAAUGAUCGGAGGCUAAGUUCGCCGCAACAUAUCGCCCAAAUUCCUCAGACUAUUGAAACAUCUAAGAUGGUAGCAGCUUCGGAUUUCAAAAAUUUGAAGCCUUCCAACGACAGUAAAAUACCUGGGGCAAAUGCAACGAAAUCAAUGAUCAACCCCCAUGGUGGUGAUAUUAACACGGUACUGGAGCCUUAUUUUUCACAGGGAAUAAAAGGAAACGCUGGCAAUAGCACUAAUUCCAACUUAGCAGUAGAUCAAGCAAAUUCUUCAGCUGUACAAUACGAUGCCCCAAACAGCAAUGUAGCUGACAGUAUGGAGAAAAUGACAAAUGAAACUGCUUCCAAUCUUGCAGGACUCUCGUUACAGACAAACCACUCAAGCAUGGAAUUGCUUCCGUUGAAGAAUACUACAGCAACUAACCACGAUGACGAAGAAAAGGCACCUUCGCUUUCAAUCAAUGUCACAACUUUAAGGAAAGGGCAAUCUUUUGACUUGCAGAUGCCGAGUUUGAAAACAGCAGAAGGAACUGUUCAGGAUAAUCACCUCCACAUUGCGCCACAAAUGUCGUUUUCGUCUGAAUACGUUUCGGACAGUUUACAAAACUAUUCCGGUCACUUGCUCAACGAUAUCUAUAAUACUGUCAGUGAUUCUGUUCAGAAAAACGAAAACGGUUCGCAAAAAUUAAAUUUAGAUAGUGUGUCAAGAAAGGUGAAGCCUCUAAACAGGAAAGUAAGUCCCGGUGCUGGACUCUUUGAUGAAGCUCUCCGCGAAGAAAGGCCAGCUGGCCGAACCUUUGCAGACAAACUCUUGGAAGAUGCCUCAAUACAAGAAUUACUUAAUGGCAAGCCGGAGCAACAAGCCCAACAAGUGCAGCAAGAUGAAACUCUCGCACGGGCUCUAAAUCAAUCCUCGGUUUCGUCUAUCAUCUUUUCUGCUAACGAAGCUAUUUCCAGUAGUGACUUGCACGCUUUCUGGAAGAAGAGUAAACAAGAGGUCGUUAAUACUGAACGUAAAGGGGUCAAGUACAAGCGAAGCAAAGUUGCCCAUUCAUCGCGCGACCGUCACAGAAAACACAAGAAACAUCACCGUACAGCGACUGCACGUCAAGUUAUAAAUUUUGGCAACCAUUUACUAUGGGUCGGUGGCCAGGGUGCGGCUGAUGCUAACGGCUUUCCGCGCCACGAUGCGACCUCAGAAGAUCCCCAGUACAACGUUAAUAGUUACGUUUCUAGUCUUCUUAAUUCGGGGAGUGAAAAGGAUAAAGAUGGUACAACCAAAGGAUAUAAAGCGCUACAAAACGCUUUGAGUUCCAUGGAAUCCAAUCAGGGAGAAUAUGAUUUGUCUUCCCAGAAUAGCAUCCCAGGUAAUAAAGAAAUGCAUGACACUGGUCAAGAACCAGCUUCAACAAGCGUUCUCAUCCAAGAUGAGGCAGGAAAGCCAGUAUAUCAAGGCCUUGUUAAUAUCGUCAAAUUAAAUAAAACAAAAUCGGAUGACAAUGUAACCAGUGAGGUGAAACUUCAAAAUGAGGACGAUGCUUCCACCAAUAGCAGUGAACGUUUUCAGGCCGAACAAGAAUCAUUAAUGGAAAUGGGUUCAAAUAAUCAGAGUUUAAUUUUUGGAACGAAUACCACCACAUCAUUGCUAGCCGAAGGGGGCAAAAAAGUAAAUGAAACUAAAGCUCUGGAUGGUGCAGGACAUGGAGAUAAAAAUAACUUUACUGUGUCCAAAGAAACUGGCGCUGAUCAAAUUCCGACUAAGGAAGGGAACGAAAUUAGCCAAGAUGAACAACUGCAAUCUGAAUAUCAAGAUCAACAGCACCCCUCAAGUGGAGCACAACCAUCCGCUAUCAUAAAUAAGCUAAAAAGCAACUCAAACGAACCGGAGACUUACCAUAUCGUAGUAAAUGAUGCACAAAGAAAGGUUACAAAUGCAAAUGGCCAUGUUACCGUUAUUAUUUCUGGUCCAACUGCAAAUGAAGCCACUAUGCCUUCUGCGGAUGCUUUGCUUAUACCACAAACAAAUACCUCCGGUUCUUUCUCGGAAAACAGUGCCAUUUCUUCUAACGAAAGCCUUUCGAAAGCGUCAGGGGAUGGGCAAAGCUCAUUUACACAGGCCGAUCAGUUAUCACACAGCUUAGCUAAUGGAACUCAAGGCGUGACAUCUCAGUCUUCAUCAUCUGCAAACAAAGCUUCAGCAAACAGUACCAAUGGAUCCCUUUCACUUCUUAAGGAAGAUGCUCUUUCAGCGUUGAAAAUUUCGCAAGGCAUAGAGGGACAACUAAACAAUGGCCAAACCCAAGUGGAAAGAGAAAACCAGGAUUCGAAGGCCUCAUCUUCAGACGCUGGGCAAACUAAACCUGUUGACAUUCCAAGCACAGAUUAUCUAAAGCAGGCAGGACAUCACUUUGUCAAGAUUGGCCAGGAUCUUGAAGGUGGAGUCGAUGGUCUUCAAAUCGAAGAAGUUUCUCGACCUAACAUACAGGAGGAGCAGCGAGAAGAAAAGGAAAAUCCUCUCAUAGCUGGAGAAAAUUAUUUGGAGGGUAUUGAAAAGGCUGUGGCGGUUCAAUCUCAAGAUGUUCCUACCUUAAAUAUUAUUUUAGACCCAUCACAGAAAUUUGGCUCGUCUUUAUCGGUUGGUGGUAAAGUAAUUCCGCUUGGCACAGGCAAGUCAGGGGGAGAUUCUAUGCAAACCGCUGGCGGCAACAAACAACAACUAGACUGUCAUGCUGACCCUAAAGAAAGAAAGACAACGGUGACAAUUUUGACGUGCCAAAAGAAACAAAGUCUUCCGAAUAUUCCCAUGUCCUUAAGUGGACAAAAUGUAGGAUACUUCGGUGGUGGCCAAACGUCUGGUGGACCCUCUUUACAGCUCGACCAGGUGAUGAAUGUCCUCAACGAUCAAGUAAAGGCAACGAUAAAUAAGGAAAUGUAUUCGGAAAGCAAAGACAUUCAAAAAAUGCUGACAGGUAUGACAUCACCGAGCAGUACUCUCUUGGACACUGACGACGCUUCUUCUCAAAUGGGUUCACGUCAGCGGUCACCUUUGGUGGGACCUGAUGAAUUUACCUCACUGCCAGAAGACGAGGAGCGUGGCAGAUGGGGACGUCGUCACCCUCAUCACCGGAGAAUACAUCAUUAUGGGUUUCCUUUCACUACUGGAGUCCCUAAUUACCUUGGACUCCUUAAUAAUGGAUUCCCUACACACAGGCGUCAUUUUUGGGGCGUCCAUCGUCAUUCUAAUCCCUUCGUGGUGAUGGCUCAUAAAGAUCAUAGUGGGGAAGGCUACUGGGAUUAUCAACACAACAUUUUCAUUCCCCAUGAAGAGGGGGAUGAUGAUAAUGAUGAUGAUGAUGAUAAUGACGAUGACGAUGAUGAAGACAGCAGAGAAAAACACUGGAUCCCGUGGAGCCAACAAGCUCAUAGAAAAGGAGACUGGUUUAUGCCCCAUUCACGUUUUUACCAACCCCAUUUCUCUCCGACCACGCACCAUGAUAUUUUUCAUCUUCGUCUUCCUACCCUCUUCGGAAGAUCAGGCCCUUGGAGGCCUCCUACGAAGCAUAAACAAGAGCAGGGGGCAAAGAGAACGGCAGUGGUGCAUAAGACAGUCAGGGGGGAUAGAGACACUUGUAGACCGAUUAUCGAGGGCCCAUCCCCUCCCCUGAAAGGUGAAUGGGAGUACCUGGGAAAGGUUCUGUGCAGCUGCCCUUGCAGGUUGAGUGAUGCUGAAUGGUGA
Messenger RNA from Porites lobata, 3891 nucleotides. Lineage: Eukaryota; Metazoa; Cnidaria; Anthozoa; Scleractinia; Poritidae. The record is from the annotation of a GenBank genome assembly.